Messenger RNA from Pelobates cultripes (western spadefoot toad), 1591 nucleotides. The record is from the annotation of a GenBank genome assembly. NCBI's taxonomy places the organism in Eukaryota, Metazoa, Chordata, Amphibia, Anura, Pelobatidae.
CAUAGUAAGAGUCAAUGCAGUACAGAUACAAUAACUUUUUUAAGGUAUACAAAUUUACAUUUCCCACAUUUGUUCACAGUUUAAUCAUUAACCUUAGAUCUUGGCUUGUGAGCGGUGUUUCACCACCUAGUUGUUUGGCAGUUGAUCAUGGUCUCGGGUGGUGUGGGUUGAGCAUAACCGGGCUUGGCCCGGGGGUCUGUUUACUGCUUGCACUAGUAGUGUUGCCUUAUAGGGGGGGGGGGGUGAAGAGGGUUCUGGGGGGAAGGGGGUUGAGUGCCGGGUGGGUUGAGUGUAGUGUUUAUAUUGUUCCGUGUGUAUGUGGGUGUGUUCUGCCUCCAGUCGGGAAGGUUCUCAUUCCAGCCUGAGGAGUAUGAUUAUGUAUCAGGUUCGGUUGGGUUUGUGUUUGUCCCACAGUUCCUACGCUUUGAUCCAGUAGGGGUUUUUCUGUUGUACUUUUCGUGCCAUAGUUUCAUAAGCUUUGGUGGUCUCAAUCGCCUCGAUACACUGGUUGGUCAUUGGAGUGGUUGUCUGAUUCCACCUCCUGCUAAUAAUGGUGAGAGCCGCAAUGAGAAUGUGGUAUAGUAGUAACCUGAGGUGAGUGUGUGGCUCGUGUGGGAGCAUGAGUAAAAAGCCAGUUCUGCUGUACGGAGGGAUAAUCCACUUAACUGGAUAUUUUAGUGGGAGUAUCCCUCUCGUGCAGCAGUGCAUGGUAGAAGAAAUGUCUUGGUUGUUAAGUCUCCCAUGUAGUCCCCUACUGUACAACCACUGUAAAGUCAGAAAGGAAACUCCUUGCAUGGGGAACCACAUAAGUACUGUGCCUUGUGAUUAAAACCUCAGUUGACUCCGAGUUGAACAGCGCAGUGAAUCCGCAGGAGAGGGGGCAGUGAGGAAGCAGAGCUUGCCCGAAUCUUUAAUCUCAAGAGUCAUCGUCGGAUCACGGCUAUUUCAGAAUUCACUAUGGACAAGGCUGAAUUAAUUCAGAAGGCCAAACUGUCAGAACAGGCUGAGCGUUAUGAUGAUAUGGCUGCCGCAAUGAAGGCAGUGACAGAGCAAGGAGGAGAACUAAGUAACGAAGAAAGGAACCUGCUCUCUGUUGCCUACAAAAAUGUGGUUGGUGCCCACCGCUCUUCCUGGCAUGUGAUUUCUAGUAUUGAACAAAAAACAGAGGUCAAUGAGAAGAAGCAACAGAUGGCAAAAGCAAGGUUUUCUACUUGAAAAUGAAAGGAGAUUAUUAUUGGUACCUUUCAGAAGUAACAUCUGGUGAAAAAAGCCAGAAACUGUAGCUUGCUCUCAACAAUCUUACCAGGAAGCUUUUGAAAUUAGCAAGACCGAGAUGCAGCCAACACACCCCAUUCGACUUGGAUUGGCUCUAAACUUCUCAGUGUUUUAUUAUGACAUUCUCAAUUCCCCCGAGAAAGCAUGCAGUCUAGCAAAAGCAGCAUUUGAUGAAGCAAUAGCUGAGCUGGACACACUGAAUGAGGAGUCUUACAAAGACAGCACUCUUAUCAUGCAGCUACUAAGGGGCAAUCUUACAUUAUGGACCUCAGAAAACCAGGGAGAAGAGGCUGAUAAUGUAGAGGGAGACAACUAA